Sorex fumeus (smoky shrew) is the source of this 2387-nucleotide messenger RNA. It is a transcript of the gene ABHD4, whose product is annotated as abhydrolase domain containing 4, N-acyl phospholipase B. The transcript has 7 exons. The record is from RefSeq and is a predicted model, not a curated record. The coding region runs from base 21 to 1088 and encodes 355 amino acids. Lineage: Eukaryota; Metazoa; Chordata; Mammalia; Eulipotyphla; Soricidae. Gene Ontology annotation, cellular component: lipid droplet. Gene Ontology annotation, molecular function: phosphatidylcholine lysophospholipase A1 activity.
UGCUGGCGUCAGGAGGAGGGAUGGGCCGGCUCGCCGCGACCCGGCAGGGCUUGUUUACUAUGGCUGAUGAUCUGGAGCAGCAGCCUCAAGGCUGGCUGAGUAGCUGGCUGCCAGCGUGGCGCCCCACAUCCAUGUCUCAGCUGAAGAACGUGGAAUCCAAAAUUCUUCAAUGCCUCCAGAACAAGUUCCUGGCUCGGUAUGUGUCCCUCCCAAACCAAAACAAGAUCUGGACGGUGACCGUGAGCCCAGAGCUCAGAGAGCGCACUCCGCUGGUGAUGGUGCAUGGUUUUGGGGGUGGGGUGGGCCUCUGGAUCCUCAACAUGGAUUCCCUGAGUGCCCGACGCACCCUGCACACCUUUGAUCUGCUCGGCUUUGGACGAAGCUCAAGGCCGACAUUCCCACGGGACCCAGAGGGCGCCGAGGAUGAGUUUGUGACCUCAAUAGAGACGUGGCGGGAGACUAUGGGGAUCCCCAGUAUGAUCCUCCUGGGCCACAGUUUGGGAGGAUUCCUUGCCACCUCUUACUCCAUCAAGUACCCAGACAGAGUUAAGCACCUCAUCCUGGUGGACCCAUGGGGCUUUCCCCUCCGACCGACAGACCCAAGUGAGAUCCGUGCACCCCCAACCUGGGUCAAGGCUGUGGCCUCUGUCCUAGGGCGUUCCAAUCCACUGGCUGUUCUUCGAGUAGCGGGGCCCUGGGGGCCUGGUCUGGUACAGCGAUUCCGGCCGGACUUCAAGCGCAAGUUUGCAGAUUUCUUUGAAGAUGAUACCAUAUCGGAGUACAUCUACCACUGCAAUGCCCAGAACCCCAGCGGAGAGACCGCAUUCAAGGCCAUGAUGGAAUCCUUCGGCUGGGCCCGGCGCCCCAUGUUGGAGCGAAUUCACUUGAUUCGAAAAGAUGUGCCCAUCACCAUGAUCUAUGGGGCCAACACCUGGAUCGAUACCAGCACGGGAAAGAAGGUGAAGCUGCAGCGGCCGGAUUCCUAUGUCCGAGACAUGGAGAUUGAGGGCGCAUCACAUCACGUCUACGCAGACCAGCCACACAUCUUCAACGCCGUGGUGGAGGAGAUCUGCAACUCUGUGGACUGAGCAUCUGUCCGUGACGGAAGAGGAAGCCAGAGAGUCAUUCUCACCUCCCUGUCUGCUUACUCACCUUCUGUCCUUUCCUCUCCAACUAACACGUGCCAGCCAAGCAGAGGCCCAGGGCAGGACCCCAGUGAAAAAGAGCCCCCCUCCCCCCCACCAUGGGGCCACACGCAGGGCCAGCAGCAGCCUUGUGAGGCCUUGAGCUCCCCAGCCCGGGGAAGAGCACGAAGGGUUGUGUCAUGCCACCCCUUUGUCCCCAUGCCAGGUGUUGUCCAGACGAUGGCUGUGAAGGGAUUGCGCUGAGCCACGUUCCCUCCCCAUGCCACAGGGAGGGUGGCCUCUUCCCCUGGGUGCAGGAGCUGCCUUUCCCAGCUCUGGAAAGCUUGAGGAGGUAGGUUCUUUAUCAGAGCCGCUUUCUCUCCCAUCAUGGCUCCCCCAUCCCAUACCAGCUCUGCCCGGGCUCUGGCUGGGACCCUCUUCACAACCAAGAGCUGGCCUGGGACUGCCGUGACUAGCAACUCCUUCCCCAACCCGGGCUGGCAGCUCCAAAGCCCUCUCAAACCUCAGAGGGACAUGGCUGGCCCAUGUGAUUCAGAUCAGGUCCCGGAGAGCUGAGGCGAGAGCCAGGCCUGCUGGCACCCCGUGCUUGCGCAGACCCCAUUGCCGCAGGGAGGAUCCUAGUCACCCCUGCCCCCCACAUUCCAGUUCCAUUGGGCAGGGGUGCUGCGGUCCUGCUCUGCCUCUCCAUCCUGGCUGCCUCAGCUGGGGACACUCAAGUGCUUCCUUCCCUGCCCCUCAUACUUCCCAACGGGUGGCCUCUGUGCCUCCCUCUGUGCCUUGGGCCCUGAAGCCCCACCUGUAGUGUAGAGCAAAGGUGGCCCCUGGUGGAGAGCGAAGGGAAAGGCCUUCAGCCUGUCUUUAGACACCACCCCCCCCCCCCCCCCAUGCCCACUAGUAUGGCAGGAUUUUGUUCUGCCGUUAAACCAGCAGCUCCCUGCUCCCUGUCUUUAUCACCCAUGGGAUGGGUGGCUGGGCCCUACCACGCUUUCUCUCCUCCUGGUCUCCACCUCAUCCCACCCCUGCCCCCCUGUCUGUCUCUCACAGGCUGGUUCCAGUUGUCGCCCCUAGGUUCUGGGUAAUGGGCUGGGCCUGGCCUCAGAACUCGGGCAGUGCCUGCCUUCCCUUUCACUUUUGUAAAGCCAACCCUUCCACCAGAAUAGUAUUAACUCCUGGUGCUUUGUUCUACUGGUCCAGCUGCCUUGGGCUCCUUUUCUAUAUUAAUAAAGAAAUGAGUAAAUGAUG